This is a messenger RNA of Emys orbicularis (European pond turtle), 1905 nucleotides long. Its product is annotated as zinc finger protein 436-like. The record is from RefSeq and is a predicted model, not a curated record. Gene Ontology annotation, molecular function: RNA polymerase II cis-regulatory region sequence-specific DNA binding; DNA-binding transcription factor activity, RNA polymerase II-specific. The transcript is spliced from 4 exons. Gene Ontology annotation, biological process: regulation of DNA-templated transcription. The coding region runs from base 1 to 1905 and encodes 634 amino acids. NCBI's taxonomy places the organism in Eukaryota, Metazoa, Chordata, Testudines, Emydidae.
AUGUGGGAGGGGAGCUCUGAGCACAUUGACCAGACUGGGCCCUGCGGGACACUGAGGCAGCGGGACGCCCAUCAGCUCCUGGUCUGUGCAUCACCCUGGGGCUUGGACGUCUGGAUGCCUGGAUUUUCAGUUUCCAAGCCUGACAUCAUCUCCUGUCUGGAACGAAGGGAGGAGCCGUGGGUCCUCGAUCGCCAGGGACAUGAGGAAAGUGAGAUUGCGAUUGAUGCUCACAAAGGAUUUCCAAUUUCCAAACCAGAUGUGAUCUCCCAGCUGGAACGAGAGGAGGAGCCGUGGGUCCCUGAUCUCCAGGGCUGUGAGGAAAGGAGGAUCCCAGGAGACAUCCACAUGGGUGGUGGGACGGUGAGUGAGACCGAGGAGGAGAAUCCUCAGCAGGAAGGCCCUGAGCCAGUGGAACCACACGGGACAGUAUGGGGAGCAUCUGAAGGGGACGUCUCCCCGAGCCCUGAGGAGGGAGAAAACCGUGAGAGGCGGCGUGGGCCAGAGAGACAGCAGGGAAUCCAGUUAGCAGAGAGUUGGGGUAAAUCCACUCACAGGAGCAAAGGGGUUAGGAAAAUCAAAGAAACCGUUCAGCCGCGGAUCCCCGCUGGAGACAGACCCUACAAGUGCAGUACCUGUGGGAAAAGCUUCCACUGGAGAUCAGUCCUUAUUACUCACCAGAGAAUCCACGCUGGGGAGAAGCCCUAUAAAUGCAAUGACUGCAGGAAAAGCUUCAGGGACAGCUCAGCCCUCACUAAACACCAGAGAACCCACACGGGGGAGAGACCCUACAAAUGCAGUGACUGUGGGAUAAGCUUCAGUCACCACUCGGCCCUCGUUACUCACCAGAGAAUGCACACAGGAGAGAGACCCUACAAAUGCAGUGACUGUGGGAAAAGCUUCCGCUGGCAAUCAUCCCAUAUCACUCACCAGAGAAUCCACUCGGGAGAAAAACCUUACAGUUGCCCUGACUGUGAGAAAAGCUUCAGACAGCAUUCAAACCUUCUUAAACAUUACAGAAUCCACACGGGAGAGAAGCCCUGUAAAUGCCCCGACUGUGGGAAAAGCUUCACUCAGAGCUCCCGCCUUACUGAACAUCAGAGAAUGCACACAGGAGAGAGACCCCUUAGUUGUCCCGACUGUGGGAAAUGCUUCUUCGUCAGCUCAACCCUCAUUCACCAUCAGAGAAUCCACACUGGAGAGCGACCCUAUAAGUGUUCCGAGUGUGGGAAAAGCUUUGUUCGGCAAUCCCAACUGGUUAUACACCAGAGAAUCCACACAGGAGAGAAGCCCUAUAAAUGCAAUGAGUGCAGGAAAAACUUCAGUGACAGAUCAGACCUCACUAAGCACCAGAGAAAACACACUGGAGAGAAGCCCUACAAGUGCCCCGAUUGCAGGAAAAGCUACUGUUUCCGAUCAGACCUCACUAAACAUCAGAGAAUCCACACAGGAGAGAAGCCCUUCAAUUGCCCCAAAUGUGGGAAAAGCUUCGGUCGGAGAUCUAACCUUAUUAUACACGAGAGAAUCCACACAGGGGAGAGACCUUAUAUAUGCCCUGAAUGUGGAAAAAGCUUCAGUGAUAGAUCAGACCUCACUAAGCAUCAGAAAAAACACACGGAAGAAAAGCCCUACAAAUGCCUUGAGUGCGAGAAAAGCUUUGAUCGGCACUCAAAUCUUAUUAUGCACCAGAGAAUCCACACAGGAGAGAACCCCUACAAUUGCCUGGACUGUGGGAAAAGCUUCAGUCGCAGCUCAACCCGCACCAGAGGAUCCACACGGGCGAGAAGCCCUACAAAUGCCCUGGGUGUGGGAGAAGCUUCAGGGACAACUCAGCCUUUAUUAGGCAUCAGAGAAUCCACACGGAAGAGAAACGCUAGAAAUGUCCGUGUCUCCGGAUGGACCAAGUGA